Messenger RNA from Ilex paraguariensis (yerba mate), 837 nucleotides. NCBI's taxonomy places the organism in Eukaryota, Viridiplantae, Streptophyta, Magnoliopsida, Aquifoliales, Aquifoliaceae. The record is from the annotation of a GenBank genome assembly.
AUGACAGUUUUGUUGCCUAGCCUUGAGAUGCUAGAGUUGCUCGGAAAAAACAAAGUACACAUAGUGGACUGCCAUAUGCAAGUUGGGUCUUUUGACCAACUACGAUACAUAUUUGUUUCAGAUUGUGGAUUGUUGAACUUGGCUGCAGCGGCUCAACUAGAACUGUUUCGAAGCGUCCAAAGCAUUCGAAUAGAGGGUGGUGAUGCACUUGAAGUCGUGUUUGACUUGGAGGGGCUAAAAGCUAAGGGUGAACAGGCAGAAGUUAUACUCGGUCAGUUAGAGUCAUUGGAGAUCCAUUAUUCAUCUAACUUAAUGCGUAUAUGGAAGAUGGUUCCCAAAGGACUUCAAGGUUUCCACAAUUUGAAAACACUUCAAAUUUCCUAUUGUGGGAGCUUGAGAUAUCUGUUGUCACCUGUUAUGGUAAACUUACUUGUGAAUCUGCGAGAUUUACGCCUUGUAAAUUGCGAGAUGAUGGAAGAAAUUAUUGAAACAGGGCAAGGUUACCCUGAAAUCAGAAUUAUGGAUGACAUAGUCACAAACCAAGAAGGAGAAGAAGUGAUUGUGUUCCCACGAUUAAGCAGACUAGUCCUUUUUAAUCUAGAAAACGUAACCGUUUUCUACUCUGGAAAGUGUGGACUUCAAUUUCCCUCAUUAGAUCAAGUGCACAUAAGCAACUGCCCGAAAUUGAAAUUUUUUUGUUCCGGACCGCUAUGCACACCGAAGCUUGAAAGAGUGAACACCAGCAAAGAUCAAUGGCUUUGUAUGCGUGAUCUUAGCACCAGGGAUAUCGAGUGUGUUUGGAUGGGUGAUCUUAACAAGACAGUACAACACAUAUGA